GUUGUAAAAUAAAGACAUUUAUUUUCUCAAGCGGCAAUCUUUUUUUUUUAUUAUAUAUUUAAAAAAAGAUAUUAUUAAAAACAUCUUAUCAUGAUAAAUCGUCAUGGAUUAUACCAGACAGUAGAAUUGAACUAAAUAAAAGUACAUUUAAUGUAGCACAUAGAGAAUUAUAUGAAGAAAUACACAUUAAAGGACGUAUUCUUUGA
This is a messenger RNA of Rotaria sp. Silwood2, 206 nucleotides long. The record is from the annotation of a GenBank genome assembly. NCBI's taxonomy places the organism in Eukaryota, Metazoa, Rotifera, Eurotatoria, Philodinida, Philodinidae.